Messenger RNA from Drepanopeziza brunnea f. sp. 'multigermtubi' MB_m1, 4545 nucleotides. RefSeq lists its product as uncharacterized. Gene Ontology annotation, biological process: regulation of division septum assembly; regulation of actomyosin contractile ring contraction. The record is from RefSeq and is a predicted model, not a curated record. Gene Ontology annotation, molecular function: guanyl-nucleotide exchange factor activity. NCBI's taxonomy places the organism in Eukaryota, Fungi, Ascomycota, Leotiomycetes, Helotiales, Drepanopezizaceae. Gene Ontology annotation, cellular component: cytoplasm.
AUGGUUCGACUUACCGAUGAGCUGGCUCUGUCGCAGGAUGAGGUCACCCUCUACUACACCACCGAUGCCAACCUCGGCCACCUACCCGUCCUGGUCUUUCACGGCCCCUCGACCACAACCAACUCGACGCUCAACAGCUCCCGCAUCCAGGUCCACGUCUUUACCGCAGCCGGCUUCCAGAGCUACCCGCGCAUCACCAUCUCGCCCAACUCCCCCUUCUACCAGUCCGUCAACCAUCUGCCGCGCGACAGGCAGGGCGAUGAGGUCUGCCGCGGCAUUGCCUUUGGCCUGCUGAAGUACUUCAAGGAGCUGCCCGAGGUCGUCAAGAGCGGCGUCAUCGUACAAGCCGCGAGCUCGAAGGGCAAGAGGCCCGGAAGUGCACCGUCGCUUUUCACGGAGCAGCAUGCCGCCGAUCUGGCCGCGAGUAUGGUGCGGGUGGAGAAUAUCGGGGAGGUGUUGCACGAAAUUACCGGGGCGUUGCGCCCGCAGAACAUACACCAUCUCGAUGUGGACUUGGUGCUUCCCCCUGGAUCCAUUGCGCCGUUCCAAGAGCUGGAUCCGGAAGAACUGGUGGACGAUGACGAGUUGCUGGAUCCGACGCUAAGGCAGUACGGUAUUUAUGCGCCGCUCGUGAAGCUUUUUGGGGAGGUUGCGUUUCUGCCUACAUCAAAAUUGCGCCGGGCUCCUUCGAAACCUACCUCUCUGAACCGGACCAAAUCGUUUUUGCAGGACCAGAAGAUGUCGCUGCGGAGAGAGAUGGGGGAAUUGGUUGAUACGGAGGAGAGAUAUGUGAUCAAGAUGCAUGAGUUGGUCAAUCAUAUUGCAGAUGACUUUCGCGACAAGGCCAGAAAGAAAACGUUCGGUAGCUUCAGUCCUUCUGAGCAAGACCUGCAGAAACUCUUCCCGAAAUCCCUCGAUAGGAUUUUACAAAUCAACUCGGCCUUCCUGGAUAAUAUCCGGAAGGUUAUGGACGAGACGGAGAAGGAAUUCGAGCUGGACCUUGAGGCACCGGCGAUCAGCUCAACUGGAUCCAGAUAUGGCGGCACUGGACGGUUAAAGGACCCUACUGGAACACUUGCAUUCGCCAAAGUACUACUCGAGUGGUUCCCUCAAUUCGCUGAUUGCUACCAAGACUACAUCCGGGCCAGUCAGGAGUUUCCCCAAAUCAUCAGCAUGUUCGUGAGGCAACAAUCAAGCUUCUCACAACGUGUUCAACAAACUGGAGAGCAACGAUUGAGAUCCGCUGUCAUCGAGCCUGUCCAGAGACUACCGCGUUACAGCCUCUUCAUUGACAAUAUUGUCAAUUACCUCCCAGUCCUACACCCAGCUCUGCAGCCUAUGCUCAAGGCUAGAGAUAUCAUCACAUCAAUAUGCUCGCUCGACCCCCCGGCAACAGACAAAUCGCAGGUUACUAAUCGCCUGAAGAACUUGGUCGAGUCUUGGCCAGCUUCGCUGCACCCUCAUGGUCGCCUGAUUGCUGCUGUUGACUUUGCCGAGAUCUCAGCACCGGUCCCCGCGUCAACGUCUGCUGCCAGAGAGGGCAUGUUUCUGCUUUUCACAGACUGUGUAGUGGUUCUUAGAAAGGCGGCCCAUUGUAGUCUUUCGGCGAGGGGACUAGUUGCUGAAGUCGACAACCCUUCAGCAGCAAGCAUGAUGGCUUCGAUUACCGCUAAAGCAGGUGGGCACAAGAAGCAGUAUGAACUGAUAUUCAAUGGCUGGCACAUUCUGGGCGACACUCGCUUCACCGUGUCUGACGACAGCCGUGUCCUAUCAAUGAUAUCACAUCACGAGUUAAAAGAUGCCGGCACUGGACGAGAGCGAGACUCGCCAGGUGCUACCGUUCGAAGCUUCAUCCUCCAGGGUGCCUACGACGCGAAGGCUUUGAAGUUCACCGAAGAAAUCACCAAGGCUAGAGUUGAAGGUCGGUUCUCGGAGAAGGAACGAGAGACUGAUAAAUGGUCUUUGAGAUCUAUCAAGCUAGGAGCUGCCGAGAUUACUCUACACACAUCUGUUUUUGCGGAGGGAAUCGAUACGCUAACUGAAGGCCGCAAGGAGCCAGCUCCCAUCCGCAUAGUUGUCGAUCAUGAAAAGGGCACGAAGGGAGCUCCUGUUGGUCACUAUGGCGUUGAUAUUGUUGCGAACGUCAACAGUCUUCCUGGAGGAUUGAAAUAUAGACUUGAGGUUGAUGGACUGCACGACCGCGUUUUUGUUGAUGAGGUGGUUACCGAGCACUUCCUCCCAACAUUUGCAAAGCGAGUGAACGAUCUACUUCGGUCACAAUACCACGUCAGCAAUCCGUCUCUGACUGCCCCGUUUAUCUCGUUUCACGUCAAGACCCUCAAGUCAAUCAACGUUGUAUGUGAAGGCGAUAAGACCAAGUCUAGGCCUCACUCUCCAGUCAAGCUACUCUCAAGCUUUAUCUCAAGCGGAUUCAACAGCUCAUCCUCGUCCAUGCAUAAUAGCUCAGCUUCUCUUAAACAGUCGCGAACACCCACGCUUGGUAAUACACCGGUCAUGGGUGCUCCAUUGGCGAGAACAAACAGCAACAAAUCGACUCAUUCAAUUCAAGAAGCUGAACUUCGAACCAGUGUCCGUGAUGAUAAGCCAAGAAACCCUCUCGUUCGACUUGAAGAGACAUUUACAGGGUACAUCUCCGCACUACUCGCACGGAAAGGGAAUAUUGUUGGCAGGGUCCUGCGAAAUCGAGGCACCGCCGAUGAAUUGUCAAUCAACGCUGUGUACAAUACAUUCAUCGAGAACCCAUUUGAUAAUCGUCCGGCGUCAGAAGCUUCAGUCGACGUGUUAUUUGUUGCGUUUGAGAAAUACUUGAGAUUGGCUUGGAAGGACCAAAUGGGACAGGUCAUGUCUGUACAGACCCUAGACGAGCUGCAAGAGAGAGCGUUGAAGCUCAUGCCCGCCGAUUUUGCAGACUACACUAGGCUGGUAUUUGGUGAGAUGGCUCCUCAGAAUAGGAGGGCAUUCAUUGCUAUCAUCAAACUACUUGCAGAUCUGCUUGACGGCUGCGGUAAUGAUGGCGACCGUGGUGUCUUGACCGCAGCUUUUGCCGAGUUGCUUGUUAUCGACGGUAAUCCUCACGACUACAUCAACUUGCUGGAUCGUAUGGUUGAAGACCAGGAACGACUCUUUGAGGAUAUUGGACCAGGAGCCAUCCCUUAUGGCGGCGGCAACAACUCUGCUUUCGGUUCAUUUUCCGGUGCUCGACCAAGCCACUCUGCUCAUGGCUCUGUUGCGUCAAAUGCAUCUUCUUUCCGUAAGAGAUUUGCGGACACUCUACUUCGACAAAACAGUACCAAGGAAGACCGACCGUCGGUAUGGCGAACCUUAAGCAAGUCGAACCGUAGUGCUGCUAGUGGAGACCCUCUUGUUACGUCGAGCUACUCCAAGGGCUCACCCAUCAUGCGCUCCAAGUCUAUCGAAUCGCCUGGUCGACGACCUGCUUCUCGGGAUAGACCAACUGUAAUGGGUGCUUUCGAUGAACGUCCAUCCAGCAGUGGAUCUCCGUCAAGACUUAGCACUAUCGGCGCCUCACCUCCCCCUGAAGAGAGUCACGAUAAUAUUAAGAGGCUGAAGAAGAAAAGACGUAGCUCCCUAUCUGACUUGAAAAGCUUAAUGGCAGCCGCAACCCUUGGAAACUCCCCUGUGUCACUCGAUCGCCACGCAUCCAAACAAAACUCUUCUCCCCGAACACCCUCGCCAACCAAAAUCCCAGUAGCAGGAGGGAUCAUGGACCGUAACCGCGGCUCGAUGUACCGCACUGGCUCGCCCAAUCUGAAGGAGAACUCGCCCACCGCAUUAUCACGUCACGGCGGCGGUCUCACCGAACGUCCACUCAACCUCUCUAGUCCAGACGUCGUAGCCAUGAAAGACCUGUGGUCCCUCGGCUCCAACAACAAGAUGCAAACUAAAAAUGCUUCCUUAUCGUCCAACAUCCCCACGCUCGUCGGCCGCGCGCCUUCGAUGUCCCGACCCGCCGCCACGCCCGGAAAAACCUCACCCCAGAAGCUUCGCCUGCAAAGCCCGCAGAAAUUACGUGAGAGAUUGCAGAACGAGGCCAAAGCCAUCAGCGAAGCCGAAGCCUCCCUGCAAUCUGAACUCUCAAAGAUUGGGGAAGAAAUGGCCAAACUCAACGCCUCCUCUUCGACCCUUCGUUCCUCUUCCCUGACCACGCUCACCUCCAAGCUCUCCGCCAUCGAGUCCCGCAUCCCGAAUAUCAUCGCCGAACUCACAGACCGCAACGAAACAAUCAAAUCUGACCUGGAAAAGAGCUUGCAAGCGAGCGAAUACAAGGUCAAGGGCCUCGACCAGCUGUACAAGGAGAGCAGCGCCGAGAACGAGCUUCUGUACGAAAAGUUCAACGGGGAGCUGGGCAAGAUUGUCAAGGCGUUGAAGGGCAAGGGGGAGAAGGAGGAGUGGGUGAGUAGGCUCAAGGAGGCGGGCGAAGAGACGGCGAGGUGCAAAAAGGAGAAUGCUAGGCUGAGGCGGGAAGUCCUGACGCUGAGGACACUCUUGAAGGGGAAUGAGUGA